Messenger RNA from Hyalella azteca, 968 nucleotides. RefSeq names its product probable small nuclear ribonucleoprotein Sm D2 (gene SmD2). The record is from RefSeq and is a predicted model, not a curated record. NCBI's taxonomy places the organism in Eukaryota, Metazoa, Arthropoda, Malacostraca, Amphipoda, Hyalellidae. Bases 107 to 466 code for a protein of 119 amino acids. The transcript has 4 exons. Gene Ontology annotation, biological process: spliceosomal snRNP assembly; RNA splicing. Gene Ontology annotation, molecular function: RNA binding. Gene Ontology annotation, cellular component: precatalytic spliceosome; U5 snRNP; U2 snRNP.
GCUUUGAGCAUCGUGUUUGGCAACACAUGUAAACAAUUUUUGCGAGCGGGAGCUAAACGUUUUUGAAGUCAGUGAUUUGUCACUAUCAAACAAAAAGUUCACAGCAAUGGCGACUACUAAGAAGAGGAGUGACAUGACUCCAGAGGAGCUGGCAGCUAUGGAAAAAGAAGAAUUUGCAACUGGGCCCCUGCGGAUCCUCAAUGAGUCUGUGCAGAAUAAUACACAGAUUUUGAUUAAUUGCCGCAACAACAAGAAGCUGCUUGGACGUGUGAAGGCCUUUGAUAGACAUUUCAACAUGGUGCUGGAGCAGGUCACAGAAAUCUGGAUGGAGCAACCUAAGACUGACAAGGGACAGAAGAAGGCUAAACCUGUUAAUAGAGAGAGAUUCAUCCAAAAGAUGUUCCUACGUGGUGAUUCGGUAAUCAUCGUAGUCAAGAAUCCUUUAGGGCAGCAACAAACUGCAUAAGAGUUUUGUUUAGUUUCAGUAAACUUUCACCUUCGGAUCUCCGUUUUUAUUUCAAGUCUAGUUCAAGUCUUUCUCGCGUCUCAAUCAUAACUGGUGUUAGUUACGAAAUUGGCACCACGUCAUCAUAUACUUGACAAUACUAAAUAAAUUUUCAGUAAUUAUUCAAUUUUCUGCUGUAUUUUUUUGGGUGCUUAAUAUCAUCGUUACAAAAUAAGAUGAAUAAACAUGUUUUAUACUUCACGUAGAAUCUUCAAGUAGCCAAACAGUGCUUGUUGAAAUGUCAGUUGUCAUAAAAACCAAGUAAAGGGCACAACGGAGUUUUUCUUUGAUCAAAUGUAAUGACCACGAAUGAUGGUGGACUGAUUUUGUUCGCAUUCCAUGCAUACAUUUGGUAGCGCGUCAUCUUUCAUGUUGAUUAAUCGUUAUCUUUUUAGCUUGAAACCCCUUGUAGUAAACAGAUUGUCACAAUUUCAGGAAUGGAAAAUACACUCGUCAGAAACCA